CUAAUUGAUCUUAGUUGUAAUUUGGCAGGGAAUACAUCCCAGGGGCGUGUUUGCAGCCUUGACAGUGUUAGAACAUCUAUUGCCCAGUGUGCCAGGGUUUGUGGGUUUUGAAAAACAAAAAGUGUGUUCUUUAAUAUUAUUUUUUUGCUUUUUAAAAAGUGGACUCUUCAUUUGACUCAUUAGCAAACAGUUCAAAGUCUGAUUUUUUUAAAAUAUUAAAACUACACUUUUUCUUUGAAGAUUUGCCAUUGGUGUUGUGUUCAAAUGGUUUGUUUAGUUGAAUAUUUGCAAGAUCAUCAUAUUCACUUGUAUAAGACGUAAGGUAAGGAAUAUUAACACCACAGCCUCCUCUUAUAAUUGGGUCUCGGACUCUGGGUUGCCCCAACAACUGAUGACUUCGUUUUUUAAAAUUAUAGGUUACUUCGGGUUCAUACUACUUCAUGUUCUGGUCAAUGAGGGUUCAAGUAGAGAACUAUAUGUUCAUCACCAUUAUCAUUCGGUUUGGGUCGACCCAACGGGUUAAAACUUUGAUUUUAAACAAAAUUUAAGUUCAUAUUAACACUUGCAUUUUUCUUUAAGUAAAAUUAAAAUAUCAAAAAAAAUAUAUAUAUAUAUAAUGCUCUCUCCCUCUAGAUCUCUCCUCCGGCUAGGUUUCAGCCGACCGCCACUAUGUCGGGCCGGCCACCAUCUUCAAGCAAUGGCCACCACUCUCCCUCAUCCUCGUAGCUUCAACGACAUAGCUAUCAAGGGCGACUAUAAACCAGCAACGAAAUACAAAGGCCAACCGGCUAUAUCCUUCUCAGAUGAAGAAAUCAACAAUUUGUCUGCUAGGUUUGUUCGCACAAUCGUGGGUCGAUUCACCAAGGGUAGACCAUGCCUAAUCUCAAUCUGUAAGGCCUUUGAACGAAUUGCUUUUGAAAAGGAGUUUAUUGUAAGUUUGCUAGAUGAAUCUCACAUCUUAAUUAAUUUCGAAUCUGAGAAUGACUUUCUGCGAUGCUUGCUGCGAAAAUACUGGAAGAUUAAUGGCUUUAUUUUGAAAGUGUUCCGUUGGACUCAUGAUUUUGAUCCAAAUAUUGAUUCCCCAUUGAUUCCAGUUUGGAUUAGUCUUGAAGGUCUUCCCAUUCAUCUUUUUGAUUCUCUGGCUUUAUAUUCCAUUGCCAAUUUGAUUGGUAAACCACUGAAAACUGAUGCUGCAACAGCAAGCCUGUCAAGGCCAUCUGUUGCACGUAUUUGUGUUGAGGUUGAUACCAGUGAGGAACUGCCCCAUGGUGUCUGGAUACAUCUUGGACAACUUACUUUUCAUCAACCUAUCCACUAUGAAGAUCUCCCUGAAUACUGCCCCUCUUGCAAAUCCUUUGGACACAAAAACUGCAAAAAAGCCAAAAAAUCCUCUAAAUGGGUGGUGAAGGAAUUGCCAGGGACUGGGAAUACAGCUCUUGCUGUAGCCGUCCCUCUGUUGCAAACGGUGGACACCACCUUAAAACUUGUGGCAAAACAAGUUGAUGGUCAGAAUCAGGAUGGUGCUAAUGAAAAUGAUACCACUUCUGUAGAAACAAAUUCUCCUGCCCAGGUUGAAACAAAUUUGAUUCAAUCUGAUCAAAAAUCUGAGGCAAUUAAUCUAGAACAGAUACUAGAACCUGGAGCUGAAACCCUUGAAAUAGAUCAUGAGGUACAAUCUGCAAGCGACACGUAUACAAAUAUGGCAAGAGUUGAAGCUUUGGCAACCACCAUUGUUAAUGUUUUAAAUUAUGGCCUGUUUUUUACGUCUUUGCAAUCCUGUUUGAAACUGAAAAAUGAGAGGUGUGCCAUGUGCUACAGAUUUUUAGACUCAAAAUCUGGCCUGAAUUCAUCCUUGGGCUACAAAAACUUUGCACAAACAUCCAUAAAGGUUUGCUCAGUCCCUGUAGUUGGGUAAAAGGGUGACCGUUACUCACAGCUGUCUACUUCUCAGUCCUACCACAUUACAGGGUCAUUUUUGACCUAGGUUUGAACCUGCAACAGUUUGGUAAAUUAUUCUUCAGAUUUUGACUCAAAAGCUGGCCAGAAUUCAUCCUUGGGCUACAAAAACUUUGCACAAACAUCCAUAAAGGAAAGGAUUGAAGGGAACAUUGCUUACAGAUUCCAAGAUACACUUUCUUCAAUGGGUCUAUGGAACUAAUGGCCGUCCCAAAAAAGUAAAAAGAAGCUUCAUCCUCUAACAACUUCCUUAACAUGACAAUUAAUUUUGAACACGCUAAAAGUACACUUACAUAACCUUUUCAAAUUGCUAAAGCAGGAUACUCGUCACCAGACUUACUCCAAAGCUAUUGCCAAUGAAUCGCAGGUUAUUCGUCACAAGAGGGGGGAUACGAAAUGGACCAAAGGCAUUGAAACCUCAACCUCUGAUAAGUACUUUCAAUAUCUCAUUGCACCCAAACAUGAAUGCCCACUUCCAUAAAAAAGAACGACAAUCCCAGUAAAACCCUACGAAAGUAGGGUUUGGAUGGGUGAUAUGUAUCCAAAACUCACCCCUACUUGGAAGUAUGCCUAUAAACUCUCAAACACAUUAUGUAAUUUAGUAGGGUUUGUGGCAGAGUGAAAUUACCACACUUGUUCUGUUGUGGCGGGAUUUGGCAAGACGCAGCGCAGUAGAGGGAGAGGAUGAUGAAAUGAGGGAGUAAAUGUGCACUUUUCAUUGCUGAACCAGCACUUUGAGUGAACC
This is a messenger RNA of Cuscuta campestris, 2701 nucleotides long. The record is from the annotation of a GenBank genome assembly. NCBI's taxonomy places the organism in Eukaryota, Viridiplantae, Streptophyta, Magnoliopsida, Solanales, Convolvulaceae.